UUGUAAAAUAAAAAUUAUAAAUUAUAUAUAUAUUUCGAUAUAUUAACUGAAAAUGAUCUUAAUGCAACAAGUAAAUUAUCGAAUUAUUGUAUGUUCAAAAUCUUUUCUUUUUUUUUUUUUUUUUUUUAAAUUAACUGCAAAUAUAAUUUCACUUUACGAUUUGAUAUUUCUAAUAUCAAAUGAAAUAAUCGGUUACAUAUAAUCGUGCGUAUAUUAAUUACUUAUGAAACAGUUAAUGAAUACAUGAUAAAAACUAGAUAUACCGUUUUUUUACACUCAUGCUAUUGAUUCGUGGUGUAUAAGCAAUACAUUUUUGAGGCUUCACUACCCCUCUUGAGAGAGUUCAUGUUGAAUAUACUCUAUCCCCUACCCUAUCUACGUCGUACAGGUGUAAGGAAAAAAAAAAGAGGAAAAGAGAAAAGAAAUAGCAGAGUUGCGGAGUCGCUGUGGUACCCACACGAACUUCUCAACCUGUAGUGAUUCAAUUACCAUUAGCCUAUUCUUCACUCACUCAGUCUACCAUCAGCCUCAUUUAUUUGGUGUUUUAAUUAAUUAAACGACGGAAGCCAAAUAUUACAAUGGAUUUAAAGGAAGAAGACGAAAGUGCGAACGAAAAUGGUAGACAACUAUUUUUAGUGGGUGCACCGCGUGAUCCUCUAGUGUCCACUGGAGCGAUCGUUGCUUCUGCUGGAGCACCAGAUGAGAUCAACUCUGCAGGAGAUCUACAGUCGACUGCUCUAGCUGGUCUGAUAGGCGCUCAAUCUUCCUCAGUUUGCUUUCCUACAAAAUUCUCGUAUGAUUUUUCAUCAAGUCCGGGAAGUGAAGAUAGGCAAUCAACUGGAGUCGGUAAAAGAAAACAGCGCAGAUAUCGUACCACGUUCACGAACUUUCAAUUGGAAGAAUUGGAAAGAGCAUUUCAAAAAACGCAUUAUCCUGAUGUAUUUUUUAGAGAAGAACUUGCUCUCCGUAUUCAAUUGACAGAAGCCAGAGUACAGGUAUGGUUUCAAAAUAGAAGAGCAAAAUGGCGAAAACAAGAGAAACAAUGUAAAGUAACCACUCACUUGACUUCGCAUUUGCCACCUUCUGAAUGCCAAGAAGUACAACAGCAGCAACAGCAGCAACAAUCAGAUCAUUUGUUAUUGGAACCACCAUUAGGUAGCCCACCACCCAUAUAUCUUGGCAUGGAAUGGGCAGGAUUUUCACCAUAUAGUAACACAGCUACUGCAUCAUCUCUUGUGGUUAAUAGUAUGAAUAAGCCAUUAGAAUCAGAGGCGGAUGAUAAUCCUUUGCUGGAUCCAGAAUUGUUGCAACUAAAAACUCCACGUUCCUAAUAGUACCAACCCAAAUCUAUGCUGUAGUGUAACUCAUUAAUAAUAUUCCUUAUAUUAUAUAAUAUUUUUAAAGAGCAAAGUGUCUGAUGCAAACAAUUCUUUGCAAUGUCACUUGAAUCUCACCAUGUAUCGUGCAAUAUAUGGCCAUCAAAAGUAUUAUAUACAUUAUCACCAGUUUUAUAACUGGUAUUUUAUAAUUUAAAAAAAUAAGGGACCAAAAACUUCUAUCAUCACUAUUAAAUAACGAGAUAAAAAUUAGAAUUCAAACAUAUUUAAAGUAUUGUUAUA
Molecule: messenger RNA, 1619 nt
Organism: Apis mellifera (honey bee)
Lineage: Eukaryota; Metazoa; Arthropoda; Insecta; Hymenoptera; Apidae
Product: homeobox protein ARX
Exons: 3
Coding region: 579-1331 (250 amino acids)
Biological process (GO): regulation of transcription by RNA polymerase II
Molecular function (GO): RNA polymerase II transcription regulatory region sequence-specific DNA binding; DNA-binding transcription factor activity, RNA polymerase II-specific
Source: RefSeq, a predicted model, not a curated record